AGUGCAUUUAUCUAAACCAUAAACAGUACAACUAGCACAAGAAUAAUGACAAGCCACUAAUUAUUAUAAAGAAAUAGAAUUUACAAUAACAUAAUGGAAUCUUAUAACCAGGGUCAUAAUAGGCUUAGUCACAAACACAUUUAUUAUCAAGUGUCAAAUGUCUAUGAUCCGCAGAGGAACAUGAAAUACAAUCGGUUUAAAGCUGUCCUUUACAACUCAAACAUGAAUAAUGGCAUUCUAUUAUUAUCUUUGAAAUCUAGUACUAAAGCAAAUAUCUAAGGUUCCAUCUUCUCCAUAUCCAUCUUAACAAACACAUUUCAAAUCACUAGAUACAACUCUAUUUUGACCAUCAAUACACAUAGUACAAUAUUAAUUUGUUGUAUUAUCUUAUGGUUUAGAACAUUUCUCACACAUAGGAUGACAAGCUAUUUAAAUGAUUAAUUUUUUACGUUUACAAAUGCUAUUUCCGUCAGAUUGAAUUUACAAUAAUGUUCUUUCAAAACAAAAGCAUCUUCCUUUAUCAAAGUAUUUAAAAUAAAUGCUAGGGUCUCCACAUUCAGUACAAUCAUUUUCAUAAGGCCCUUAACAAUUAUAACAAUAAAGAUAGCAUUCUAAUUUAGAUUUAAACAUACUUUAACAUAUAUAAUCAGGUUUACCAGACUCAUAAUACCCUUAUUUACAAUUACAUUAAGAACCGACAAGUAUUCUAUUAGUCGUUGGCUUACAGGAUGUGCAUUCAUAAUAACUUGAACCACAAGUUAAGCAUAAUCCGUCUGAACAUUUUCCACAUCCACCAUCCUUAUCAAUAUAACCAUGAACAUAGUCGCAAACACAUUACCCUGGUAUGAUAGUUGAAGUUUGAAAUUUAUCCCUCAAAAAACAAGUUGUACAGUAACUAGGAUCAGUGUAAAG
Molecule: messenger RNA, 912 nt
Organism: Paramecium octaurelia
Lineage: Eukaryota; Ciliophora; Oligohymenophorea; Peniculida; Parameciidae
Source: the annotation of a GenBank genome assembly